AUGGGUACCCACACAAUACGGAAGCUGCUGACCAGUGCAGUCAUGGUCUUCCUGCUGCUGCUGCUGCAGAGAACACAGUCAGUGACCAUUCAGUACCAAGGCUUCGAGGUCCAGUUGGACUCCAUGAAGAAGCUCCAUGACCUGGAGGAGAAAGGCUUGCUCAGAGACCUUCUGCAGAGCCAGAGCCUCCAGUCCCCAGUGUGCUCCCACCCAGACCUGCCAAGGGAUCUUCAGCCAGUCUGUGCCUCCCAGGAUGCCACCAGCAUUCUACAAGCCUUGAGAAAAAUCUCUAAUGACAACUGCGAGCUGUGUGAGAAUGUGGCCUGCACCGGCUGCAUGUGA
This is a messenger RNA of Suncus etruscus (white-toothed pygmy shrew), 342 nucleotides long. RefSeq names its product guanylate cyclase activator 2B (gene GUCA2B). NCBI's taxonomy places the organism in Eukaryota, Metazoa, Chordata, Mammalia, Eulipotyphla, Soricidae. Gene Ontology annotation, molecular function: guanylate cyclase activator activity. The record is from RefSeq and is a predicted model, not a curated record. The coding region runs from base 1 to 342 and encodes 113 amino acids. The transcript has 3 exons. Gene Ontology annotation, cellular component: extracellular region.